Molecule: messenger RNA, 3910 nt
Organism: Larimichthys crocea (large yellow croaker)
Lineage: Eukaryota; Metazoa; Chordata; Actinopteri; Sciaenidae
Gene: grm8a
Product: glutamate receptor, metabotropic 8a
Exons: 15
Coding region: 756-3590 (944 amino acids)
Biological process (GO): G protein-coupled receptor signaling pathway
Cellular component (GO): membrane
Molecular function (GO): G protein-coupled receptor activity
Source: RefSeq, a predicted model, not a curated record
UUCCUCUGCUCUCUCUCUCUCUCUCUCUCUCUCUCUCUCUCUCCCUCUCUCUCCCUCUCUCUCUCUAUCCGAGCCUCAUUCUUGGGUAUUGACUUCAUUACAGGCAGCCUCCCUCCAUUGUCACCUUAAACAAGUGCGGGGGGUUUAAUCAUUUUUAUUCCCGGCUCUUCUGGUCAAGACGGAGCACUUUUUUUUUUUUGAUUGAAAUAUCUGCUACCUGCUGUGUAUAGAUAUAUUUUUCUCUCUCUUUUCUUCAUUCCCCUUCUCGCCUUGCGGAUGGUCUUAUUGUCUUUGUUGGGGCUCGCUCCAGGAGGACUGAUAUUUGGGGAGCUCGGGGGAAAAAACUGCUGAGCUCCGCAAGGAAGUUGCCUGAGGCGGACAGGGGACCCCGAGGAGUCCGCGGAGGAGGCUGGAGACGGAUCUUCUCACCCUUCUCACACUGUCGGAUGAAUGAGAUUUUCUGAGGCUCCACUGAAGAUGUGACUCGUGGAUUACAGGAACAACUCGCAAAGUCGAUUACACCGCUGCCGCGUUUCUAAGCCGCCGCUCUCUUCAUCACGCCCGCCUCUUCUGGAAUAUGAUUCCCUCAUGGGGCUCGGCUAGCUCCACCCUUGGGGUCCUUUACCCCUCCCUUUUUGACCAAUAGUCGCUACUUUUUAAUAUUCCCAAAAAAGCACAUCCUCACUUUUGGAAUACCCGCCUGAAAGCCCUCUUUAAGAUCACCUUGGCUAUUGUUUGGUAAUCAUUCAUUCAUCAUGGAACCACAGUGGAACCCGACUUCCUACCCUCAGUCUCCCUCUGUUGUCUUCCUGCUCAUGGCUAUUUCCUACACUUGGCUCCUUCCGGUCACCUCCCCUCAGCGGAUCCCAACAGACCCUCAGGCGGCGCCUGAGUACGCCCAUUCCAUCCGACUGGACGGGGACAUCAUCCUCGGCGGAUUAUUUCCCGUGCACUCGCGGGGAGAUCGUGGCACGCCUUGUGGGGAGCUGAAAAAGGAAAAAGGCAUCCAUCGUUUGGAGGCCAUGAUGUUCGCCAUCGACCUGAUCAACAAGGACCCGGAUCUGCUGCCCAACAUCACACUGGGGGCCCGGAUCUUGGAUACCUGCUCCAGGGACACAUAUGCUCUGGAGCAGUCCCUGACUUUUGUGCAGGCGUUGAUAGAGAGGGAUGGCUCCGACGUCCGCUGCGCUAACGGAGACCCCCCGAUCUUCACCAAGCCGGAUAAAAUCGUAGGGGUGAUUGGAGCCGCGGCCAGCUCAGUGUCCAUCAUGGUGGCCAACAUCUUGCGCCUGUUUAAGAUCCCACAGAUCAGCUACGCCUCCACAGCGCCAGAGCUGAGCGACAACACCCGCUACGACUUCUUCUCCCGCGUGGUCCCGCCGGACUCCUACCAGGCCCAGGCCAUGAUGGACAUCGUCACAGCAAUGGAGUGGAACUACGUGUCUACUCUAGCCUCAGAGGGCAACUACGGAGAGAGCGGCGUGGAGGCCUUCAUCCAGAUCUCCAGAGAAACUGGUGGUGUGUGUAUUGCCCAGUCCUUGAAGAUCCCCAGGGAGCCCAGGUCAGGGGAGUUUGACAAGAUCAUCAGACGCCUCCUGGAGACCUCGAAUGCCAGGGCUAUCAUCAUGUUCGCUAAUGAGGAUGACAUACGACGAGUUCUGGACGCAGCUAAAAGGAACAACCAAACAGGUCACUUCCUGUGGGUGGGUUCAGACAGCUGGGGGUCCAAAAUCUCACCCGUGAUUGGCCAGGAGAGAGUGGCCGAGGGAGCCAUCACGAUUCUUCCCAAACGAGCAUCUGUGGAUGCAUUUGAUCGGUAUUUCCGUAGCCGCUCACUGUCCAACAACCGAAGAAACGUUUGGUUCGCUGAGUUCUGGGAGGAAAACUUCAACUGUAAGCUGGGGAUGCACGGUAAACGGCCCGGUAGCCUGAAGAAAUGCACAGGCUUAGAAAAAGUUGGUCGUGAUUCCAGUUACGAACAGGAGGGGAAGGUUCAGUUUGUUAUGGAUGCCGUGUACGCCAUGGCCCAUGCCCUGCACCGCAUGCACCGGGAACUCUGCUAUGGAUACCCAGGCCUCUGCCCGCGCAUGGCCAGCAUCGACGGCAAAGAGCUGCUCAGCCACAUUCGUGCAGUCAGCUUCAACGGAAGUGCCGGUACACCAGUGGUUUUCAAUGAGAACGGAGAUGCUCCAGGAAGAUAUGAUAUCUUCCAGUACCAGAUUACCAACAGGUCUACUGCUGAGUACAGAGUCAUCGGCUCCUGGACCAAUAAACUCCACCUCAAAGUCGAGGCCAUGCGUUGGAAGUCGGGUGACCCAUCUCUCCCACCCUCUGUAUGUAGCAUCCCGUGUCGUGCAGGAGAAAGGAAGAAAGUGGUCAAAGGCGUGCCGUGUUGCUGGCACUGUGAGCGCUGCGAGGGAUAUCAUUAUCAGGCAUCAGAGUUCACCUGUGAACUGUGUCCAUACGAAAUGCGACCUGAUGUCAACCGCACCGGCUGCGUUCCCAUCCCGAUCAUCAAGCUGGAGUGGCACUCCCCCUGGGCCGUGGUCCCCGUCUUCAUCUCCAUGCUGGGGAUCAUCGCCACCUCUUUCGUCAUCGUCACCUUUGUCCGGUACAAUGACACGCCCAUCGUGCGAGCGUCAGGGCGGGAGAUGAGCUACGUGCUGCUGACGGGAAUCUUCCUGUGCUACGCCAUCACGUUCCUGAUGAUUGCCACGCCGGAUGUGGGAGUGUGCUCGUUCAGGAGGAUUUUCUUGGGCUUGGGGAUGUGUUUCAGCUAUGCUGCGCUGCUCACCAAGACCAACAGGAUACACCGCAUCUUUGAACAAGGGAAGAAGUCUGUAACGGCACCCAGGUUCAUCUCUCCUGCCUCCCAGCUCGUCAUCACCUUCUCACUCAUCUCCGUUCAGCUGCUGGGCGUCUUCGUCUGGUUCGCGGUGGACCCUCCUCACACGGUCGUAGACUACGGCGAGCAACGGACCCAGGAUCCCUUGUCGGCGCGCGGCGUCCUCAAGUGCGACAUCUCUGACCUCUCCCUCAUCUGCUCCCUUGGUUACUCCAUCCUGCUGAUGGUGACGUGCACAGUCUACGCCAUCAAGACGCGAGGCGUGCCGGAAACCUUCAACGAAGCCAAGCCCAUCGGAUUUACCAUGUACACCACCUGCAUCAUCUGGCUGGCAUUCAUACCCAUCUUCUUUGGCACGUCACAGUCCGCAGAGAGGAUGUAUAUCCAAACCACCACCCUGACCAUCUCUCUCAGCCUGUCUGCCUCCGUCUCUCUGGGGAUGCUCUACAUGCCCAAGGUCUACGUCAUCCUCUUCCACCCCGAGCAGAACGUCCCCAAACGAAAACGCAGCUUCAAGAUGAACGGACCCGGAGCAAAAAGUUACGAAGUGCAAAAACAGAGCGGGAAUGACAGAGACACCGUUCACCUGGCAAUCGUGACAGCUGCCACCAUGUCGGGGAAACUGUCCCAGAAGGGAGGGGACCGGCCCAACGGAGAGGUGAAGACCGAAUUAUGUGAGAGCAUGGAGACCAACACUUCAUCAACUAAGACGACAUAUGUCAGCUACAGCAAUCAUGCCAUUUGAAGGGACCACAGAAGAAGAAGAAGAAGAAGAAGAAGAUGAAGGGAAGUGAUUGGACAUGAGAGGGGGGCGUGUCUUUGGGGGUGGGGGUGGGGGGUUUCAGCGUCAAGCGAAAGAAGGAGCUGUCAUUCAUAAGCUGAUUGGCCGAAGAACUGGCGGACAGACGGAGCACCCAAUGGAAUUCAAGCAUGAGACAUUUUGUAUUGUUCCGCAUUAAACCACAGAGAGGUGGGACCACAUAAACAGCCAGUCAGUGUGCCUGCUUUCCCGCUGCUCACAGCUCAUUGGUCCUACCAUGAACUUACCUGUUUAAAUAAAAAAAA